UACAAAUCACAAUCUCGUGUUUACUUCCGGUAGCUACAAAAAUGGGAAAGAAACAACAUCAGAAAGAUAAACUAUACCUGACCACGACAGAAUGGAAAAAUUCCUAUGGCGGUUACAAGGGAGACAGAUCAACAGGAGAAGGUUCACGAUUCAGACGUCUCCCUUUCUACUGCUGCAGUCUGUCUAUGCAGCCAUUUGAAAACCCACUGUGCACCAAAGAAGGGGUAAUAUUUGAUCUGAUGAAUAUUGUUCCCUUCCUAAAGAAGUAUGGCAUCAGUCCUAUCACAGGGGAGAAAAUCACUGCAAAACAGUUGAUCAAACUUAAUUUCUGCAAAAACUCUGCAGGAAAAUUUCAUUGUCCAGUGACCUUUAAGAUCUUUAAUGAAAACACACACAUAACUGCAAUAAGGACAAGCGGCAAUGUAUUUGCUUAUGAGGCGAUUGAAAGACUGAACAUCAAACCCAAGUUCUUCAGAGAUUUACUGACAGAUGAAGAGUUUACGAGAUCUGACAUCAUAACAAUACAGGACCCAACAAAUCUUGACAAAUUCAACAUCAGUUCCUUUCACCAUAUCAAACAUGGUCUCAAGGUUGGCGAUGAAGAUGAAGAAAUUGCAAAGAAGAAUCCUCGUUACCAUCUGAAAGCCCUCAAUGCUGAGACUGCUGAGGCAUUAGAUGAACUGGAUAGACAGUAUAAACCUGCGGAAAAGAAAGAGGAACAGAAGCGUGUAGCAGACUCAUUAAAUGCUGCUCAUUACUCUACAGGAACAGUAUCAGCAUCGUUUACCUCAACUGCUGUGGAACCAGCGACCUCACAUGAAGCGGCUAUCAUUAAUGAAGACAUAUUGCGAUAUGAGAGAGUGAAAAAGAAAGGCUAUGUUAAGUUCCUUACCAAUAUGGGUGAUCUGAACUUAGAACUCUACUGCCAUCAGGUGCCAAGGACAUGUCACAACUUUAUCAAGCUCUGCGCUAGUGGCUACUACACAGGAACUGUUUUCCACCGGUCAAUCCGCAACUUUAUUAUACAAGGAGGAGACCCAGAGGGUACUGGAAUGGGUGGACAAUCUAUAUGGGGGGAGCCAUUUUCAGAUGAGCUGAAGCCCAACCUGAAACAUUCUGGCCGGGGAGUGCUGAGUAUGGCUAACAGUGGCCCAAACACCAACAAGUCACAAUUUUUCUUCACAUACAGAUCAGCCAAUCAUUUAGAUGGAAAGCAUGCUGUGUUUGGGAAGGUGGUUGGUGGUCUGGAUACCAUAGAUAAGAUGGAAAAAGUUGAAACGGACAAAAAAGAUCGACCAAAGGAGGAAAUAAAGAUAGAAGAUGUUGUCAUUUAUGUCAAUCCAUACGAUGAAGCAGAUGAAAUGCUUCAGCAAGAACGUGACGAUGUAAAGCAAAAGGUUAUUGAUGAACGUGAGGAACAGAGGAAGAAGGAUCUCCGGAGGAAACCAGCUGGUUCUGAUAAACCACUGGCAUUCAGGUCUGGGGUCGGCAAGUACAUCAAUCCGAGUACAUUAAAAAGGCCAGCAGAAUCAACAGUAUCUGAAGAUGGUGCUAAGAAAAGUAAAGUGACUGGAGUACAGUUUGGGAACUUCAGCUCCUGGUGAAUCAUCAGCUGUAAUGAAAAAACUUCUUAUAAAAUCAUCAGCUGCCUGUGGAAAGAUCUCUAACUGAAAGUCGUUGGUUCCUGGUGAAAAACGUCAGCUGAGAUCUAACGGAAAACUAGCAGACUCUGGUGAAAACCAUCUGCAUUUGCUCAUCAAGAAAAUCACUCUCCAAACCAUUUACUUCAUUUUGAAAACAAAACUUAAGAUAGUUCAAUUUGGGAAAUGGGGUUGUCAAAUGUGAAGGAGUUAAAUAAUUUACAUUCUGAUGGUGUGCAAUUGUCGUUUGGAAGUACUGAAAUGUUUCUGUCUGUUAUGAGUGUAACAUUAUACAUCACACGACGAUAUUUCAUUAUAUCACAAUUAUGGCAACUUGACUUAAUCCUUAAAACAUAUAAAUUGUAUUUAAUAUCAGUGAAGUAUGUUGAUUGUGAUCAAUAUGUGAUUUGAGUGUGAAGAUGGUUCGAUUAUAUGAUGACACUAGAAAUGUGACACCCCUUAGCAACCCCCUUGUGACCGUAGUGUUGGGCCAUGACACUAAAAGUGUAAACACCACAGUGACAGUACUGAUGGACUGUGGUGCUAGACACCAUGACGACAGUCCUUCUCGUUUACUAUCUGGUAGCUGCAGAAAUAGAGACAGUUUCCCUGCGAUUUGAGAGGAAGUUGCGAUGUUGGAGAGUGUUUGUGUGAUAGAUGUAAAGGAGGAAUGAAGGAAGAAUAAAAUAAUAUAAUACAAA
Mizuhopecten yessoensis (Yesso scallop) is the source of this 2341-nucleotide messenger RNA. Its product is annotated as peptidyl-prolyl cis-trans isomerase-like 2. Bases 42 to 1604 code for a protein of 520 amino acids. Gene Ontology annotation, molecular function: ubiquitin-ubiquitin ligase activity; peptidyl-prolyl cis-trans isomerase activity. Gene Ontology annotation, biological process: protein peptidyl-prolyl isomerization; protein polyubiquitination; protein folding. The record is from RefSeq and is a predicted model, not a curated record. NCBI's taxonomy places the organism in Eukaryota, Metazoa, Mollusca, Bivalvia, Pectinida, Pectinidae. The transcript has 20 exons. Gene Ontology annotation, cellular component: catalytic step 2 spliceosome.